Ilyonectria robusta is the source of this 1508-nucleotide messenger RNA. RefSeq lists its product as uncharacterized. Lineage: Eukaryota; Fungi; Ascomycota; Sordariomycetes; Hypocreales; Nectriaceae. The transcript is spliced from 5 exons. The record is from RefSeq and is a predicted model, not a curated record. Bases 1 to 1086 code for a protein of 361 amino acids.
AUGUCUCGUCUCGUUAAGGGACCUGCUUAUGGACAAAUUCUCCAAGGCAGUAGAGUCGAGUACUCGAGUUCGUGCUUCUCCAUCGCCGACGUGUUUGGGCGAACAAAACCGUCAAUAGAGUUCUCCGGUCUCCAUCCCAGCCAGUCGAGUACGAGAGCAGCAUGGCGCCGACGCGUCGCGACACGGUCACGACCAGCCUCGCCUGCAUCGUACCGCACAGAGCUCCGUGACUUGGCCGCCGCGGGUCGUCGAGUCACGGCCUGCAUUGAGGAGAAGCUCGACCGUGGAGCGGCCGGCCAGCAUUCACGGACGAUGAUAGCUGGUUUAUUCUGCAGAGCUGAACCGAUCAUUUCCCGAGAUUUGGCAUCGGCAGUGAUGAGGCUGGGAGCUAUUGACUGCCUGCUGCAAAGCAGCCCUUUGGGGCAAUUCCCACCCGAAAUGCAUGGAGUAAUCGCACCCACACCCGACAGGGUACAAUAUCGACUCUGGGGAAUUGGCUACAGUGGGUGGCAGAAAGUGUUAGCCACCUGUCAGCUGUCAGAGCGAACAAGCAAGAGCGGGGCGCUAGCAAUUCGCCGUCCCUCCGCUAUUCACAGCCGAGAGCAUACUGUAGACGGUCAGCCGUGCUGCCUGAUCGUCACAGAAGAGAGACAAGGUAAUACCACCGACUUCGCGCGCUAUGCUCGCCGGAUCUACAGUCCAGGCGGAGCUUCAGCUCACUCGACGGAACGGGCCAUAUCCGCGGUAGUCGAGGUUACAUCCGACAGCCGCGUAAAUAGAAAUAGCAAAAGGGACUACCUCUCCGUGGCGGUACGCGCACGUUCUCGGCGAUCUUCGUCUUCCUGGCCGCUGGCAGUGGGUGGACGACCCCGCACUUCCACCAAGCACAAAGCACCGUCUCCGGGUACUUCAAGAGGUCAGACGUCAACGCAGGUCUACAGUCUGAUGCUCGCGAUGCGUUCCCCUGCAAGUUCACGAGCCCAUGCCGGCACACUGUACUCUGUACCUGUGGAGUUCUUUUCGAGAGCGUGGAAUUGGCGGCGGCGACGAUUAGCCUUUGCGAUGUUGUGCAGCCUUGCCGUUUGAGCCCUCGGCUGCCAACCACCCUGAACUGGGCGUUGGCCUUGACUGCAAUGAUUAAACACUACGUUCGACCAUCAUCCCGGCAAACCGAUCCAAGUCGGCUUGCAAUGCGCAGUGUAAACAAUUAACUGUACCCUUGACAGCAUCAUGGACGAUACUUGGCUCCGUUGCCCUUCCAUAUCAUCUCCGUUCGAAAGUCGUUCGUUACCUCCUAGUGUCGACGCCGCGCCCGAGGCUGUCGGACCAAAAACCUAUUGGAAACGUGUCGUUCGGUGCUUAGUUGGCGACGCAGAUAACCAUUGGUGGCAUCGUUGCAGAUGAUUGCACCUCGACACCGCCAGCUGGCCGUCGGUCGCCGAUACAAAUUUUCCGGGAACGCGUGACGGCGGCAUUUGAUGACAGCUGGAGGCACAAAGGAAGACUUU